This is a messenger RNA of Physella acuta, 1104 nucleotides long. RefSeq lists its product as uncharacterized. The record is from RefSeq and is a predicted model, not a curated record. Lineage: Eukaryota; Metazoa; Mollusca; Gastropoda; Physidae. Gene Ontology annotation, molecular function: protein binding.
CAACAAGAUAUUAAAGAGCAUUCUGAUGUCAUAUCUUACUUGAGGGAAGAAGGAAAUAAAAACAAAAAUACGGAAACCAAAGUAGAAAAGUUAAUUUCAAUGCAUAGCGUCACUUUCAAGAUCCUUAACCAAAGGUUGAUGCCCGUUGAAAAUUUAAUUCAAUUUUUUAAUCAAAACUUGGCAAGUAGGCAGAUGAACAUACAAAAGGUAACAUGUUUAGUACCUAACGCGACUGUUCCCUUUGAGAGUCUACAAAGCCCACACAAUCUAUCGACAUGCUCUCGUGACAGGAGUAUUGUUUGAGACCAUUAUAAACAAAUUAACAAAGCUGCUUUCGUUCUUUACAACAUUAAAAAUAAAGAUAAUCACUUUUCUUAGGUUCAAUUUGCUAUCUUGUUGUUUUUUUCUGUAAAUUUAGAAAAAAAUAAGUUGUAAAAAGUAUAUGACACUAUUUUGAAAUGAUGAGAUGUCAUCUACUGUUUUUAGCUUGCAACCCUGGAAAAUGAUAUUUUGAGAAUGUCAAAUGAUGUAGAUUCACUUAGACAAGACAUCAAAAGCCACUCUGUUGUGACUUUAACUCUACAAGAUGAAGGGAAGAAAAAUAUGGCCAAUACUACAGACCAGUUAGUAGCUUUAACUACAAAGGUUGAAACUCGAGAAAGUGAUAUUUUAAAGCUGUUACAAAAUUUUAAGAAAAUGGAGACCCGGGUAUGUGAGCCUUACAUUUGUCAAAUUCACCUGAAAAACGACACAAUAAUAACUACUGGAUCAAUUAUUUCUACAUUCCAUUUCGUGUGUGAAUCUAACGGCAGCCAUUUUAAUAAAACCACAGGGAAGCUUGUAGCACCAGAUGAUGGUUUCUAUCUUGUGAUUGUAACGCUGCAGGAAUUGGAAAAGAAACUGAUUAUAAUUAGUUUGUACAGGGAUGACAUAUUGUGUAAGAGCUUUGUUGUUAACUCUGCCAACACAUCUGCCGCUGGAUCAGCUAUUGUUAAUAUGAACAAAGGCCAUGUACUUUAUUUUAAAGUCCAUCAAGCAAAUGACGGAGCCAAGCUACAAGCAGGCAGUGGCUUCACUAUUAUUAGGUUAUAACUAAUGUAAACA